This is a messenger RNA of Morchella sextelata, 1317 nucleotides long. RefSeq lists its product as uncharacterized. The coding region runs from base 1 to 1317 and encodes 438 amino acids. The record is from RefSeq and is a predicted model, not a curated record. NCBI's taxonomy places the organism in Eukaryota, Fungi, Ascomycota, Pezizomycetes, Pezizales, Morchellaceae. The transcript is spliced from 5 exons. Gene Ontology annotation, molecular function: protein binding.
AUGUUGACGACAAUGAUGAAGACUGCCCCGCUGCUUGGGAGCUUGAUACUUUCGACGCUCUCAUCCACUUCCUUGGCCCAUGGCCUGAUUAGCAGACGUCAGGAGCCGACGGGAGAUAUCUGUCGCAUGUGGGAUCAUCGAACUGCGAUGAUUGAUGAUUGGAUUUAUGUUGAUAUUAGUGUCACAACGUGGACCGGCGAUAGACAGAAUGGUUAUAUGCAUUUGAUAAGUCCCUUUGGUAUCAAUCUCAAGGAAAAAUUCAAUACCAAGGACCUUGGCGGGGAACACGACGCAUAUACCGAGAUCGCGACAAACCUAGACUUACCCCUCACAACUAAAAGCGUGAUCUGGGUGGAUAAGGAUCAGAACAUCUACAAGUAUGGAGGCUUCUAUCCAUUGAAGGCGUUCUGGGGCAAUUCUUCGCUAUAUGAUCCGCGCGGCUCGGAGGUCUGGAAGCUUGAUAAGAAAAUUGCGAACUGGACUCAGCAACCCACACCGGGGGGUGCUGAAGUUUCUGGGACCAGGAAUGCGGCCGCCGCCUACCUCCCUGAAUUGGGCCUAGGAUUUGCCGCCGGCGGACAUAUAAGCAAUGGGACAGAUAAAAAGUUUGCCUCCUGGAGUGACGGGCAUUCGUUGAUGUUGGACUCAAUGGUGACAUACAACAUGGCAAACAACUCUUGGACAAAUCAGACUACGGGGAUGACUCCCUUUACUUUGAGCUCUCUUGUACAUGUGCCCAUUGGUGAAAAGGGAAUAUUAAUUUCUAUGGGUGGUAUUGAUAACCCCGGUGGAUAUUACAAUCCGGCUACCACUGAAAUACAGGCGAGAGAUUUUGACAGCGUCAGCCUUUACGAUGUCGAAAGAGGGGAUUGGUCAACGCAAAGAACAACUGGAGAUACACCACGAAACAGACUUUCGUUUUGUGCCGUGGUGGCAGUUGCUGCAGACAAAUCGUCCUACAACGUCAUCGUUCAUGGUGGAUCUUCCAAUGAUGAUUACCUUAACUUCUCAGACACAUAUAUCCUCUCUUUGCCAUCUUUCCAAUGGGUCAAAAUAGAUGACGGCGAAACGAAUAUGGAACGCGCAGACCAUACCUGCCAUUUGUCGAAAAACAAAAUGAUAGUAAUAGGAGGGAGGAAUGCAGAUCAAAGUAACCCAUCGGUCAACCCCCCCGCGAAGAACGGAGACUGCGAACCCACUAGCUUUAUCAACAUUUUUGACGUAAAUACUUUAAAGUGGGAGACGGAUUGGGAUCUGGACGCAAGAGACGACUUCAAGGUUCCAGCUCCUGUCGUCGAGAUAAUUGGCGGAGAGUAA